AUGUAUUUCAAUUAUCAACUGGCCCCCUCCUCCUCUUCCACCACCACCACCACCACCACCACCACCACCACCACCACCACCACCACCUACAGUUCGACGGUCGCAUCCGACGAUGUCCACCGUAUGCCCACAGCAAAUGGUGAGAGCAGGGACGGUUUGUUGUGCCAGCAGACUUGCGCUGCAUCUACCUACACUCUCUCCUCCUCCUCCUCCUCCUCCUCCUCCCCCGCCUGA
Molecule: messenger RNA, 234 nt
Organism: Spirometra erinaceieuropaei
Lineage: Eukaryota; Metazoa; Platyhelminthes; Cestoda; Diphyllobothriidea; Diphyllobothriidae
Source: the annotation of a GenBank genome assembly